Aethina tumida (small hive beetle) is the source of this 2831-nucleotide messenger RNA. RefSeq names its product coatomer subunit gamma (gene gammaCOP). Gene Ontology annotation, cellular component: Golgi membrane; COPI vesicle coat; endoplasmic reticulum-Golgi intermediate compartment. Gene Ontology annotation, molecular function: structural molecule activity. Lineage: Eukaryota; Metazoa; Arthropoda; Insecta; Coleoptera; Nitidulidae. The transcript has 8 exons. Bases 108 to 2747 code for a protein of 879 amino acids. Gene Ontology annotation, biological process: organelle transport along microtubule; endoplasmic reticulum to Golgi vesicle-mediated transport; intra-Golgi vesicle-mediated transport. The record is from RefSeq and is a predicted model, not a curated record.
UUUGAAACUGUUCGGUUGCCAACACUGUUCCGUGAUUUGACAACCGGACGAAAGUGACGUGACGUGGAAAACAACAUUAAAUUAUUUGAUAAUUUUAAUAUUGUACGAUGAGUUCCUUUAGAAGAGACAAAAAGGAGGACGAAGAUGGGAGUAAUCUGUUCGGGAAUCUGGAAAAGACAACCAUAUUACAGGAGGCUAGAAAAUUCAACGAUACCACAGUAAAUCCACGAAAAUGCACCCCAAUUUUAACGAAAUUGCUGUUUCUGUUGUAUCAAGGCGAGCAAUUGACGGUCAAAGAGGCGACGGACGUUUUCUUCGCAAUGACCAAAUUGUUCCAGUCGAAAGAUGUGGUGUUACGUCGUAUGGUCUAUCUGGGUAUCAAAGAGCUGAGCUCGAUCGCCGACGACGUGAUCAUUGUCACCUCCAGUCUCACAAAAGACAUGACUGGCAAAGAGGAUAUUUAUCGUCCGGCCGCAAUCCGUGCACUUUGUUCAAUCACCGACGCGACUAUGUUGCAGGCGAUUGAACGCUACAUGAAACAAGCCAUCGUGGACAGAAAUUCAGCUGUAAGUUCCGCAGCACUCGUCAGUUCUUUGCAUCUUACGAAACUGGCACCAGACGUGGUGAAACGUUGGGUAAACGAGGCCCAGGAAGCAGUCAACAGUGACAACAUAAUGGUACAAUAUCACGCGUUGGGUUUGUUGUAUCACAUCAGAAAGACCGAUCGUUUGGCCGUUACUAAGCUGGUUGCAAAACUCACCAGAAUGUCCCUCAAGUCGCCAUAUGCAGUUUGUAUGUUGAUUCGUAUAACAGCAAAACUAUUCGAGGAAGAAGAAACUGGCAACGAGUCGCCCAUGUUUGAGUUCAUAGAGUCGUGCUUGCGCCACAAAUCGGAGAUGGUCGUUUACGAGGCGGCCCACGCAAUCGUUAACCUGAAACGAACAACCAGCAGGGAACUGGCGCCUGCCAUCAGCGUCCUCCAGUUGUUCUGCGGGUCCCCUAAACCGACAUUGAGAUUCGCGGCGGUUCGUACUUUAAACCAGGUCGCAAUUUCGCAUCCCGCCGCAGUUACCGCCUGCAAUUUGGACUUGGAAAAUCUGAUAACCGACUCCAACAGGUCCAUCGCCACCCUCGCCAUCACCACUUUAUUAAAAACGGGUGCCGAAUCCUCGGUUGAUAGAUUGAUGAAGCAAAUAGCGACGUUCGUGUCGGAAAUCAGCGACGAAUUCAAGGUUGUGGUGGUGCAAGCCAUCCGCGCCCUCGCUCUGAAGUUCCCCCGCAAGCACAGCGUGCUGAUGAACUUCCUCUCCGGUAUGUUGAGGGAAGAAGGUGGACUGGAGUACAAGGCUUCGAUCGCUGACACCAUCAUCACGAUCAUCGAGGACAAUCCGGACGCCAAAGAGACCGGACUUGCUCACUUGUGCGAGUUCAUUGAGGAUUGCGAACACGUAUCGUUGGCCGUCAGGAUUUUGCACUUAUUGGGUAAAGAAGGACCUAAGACCAAACAACCAUCUAGAUACAUCAGAUUCAUAUACAACAGAGUUAUUUUGGAGUGUCCAUCGAUUAGGGCGGCUGCUGUUUCGGCCAUGGCGCAGUUCGGCGCCUCUUGUCCCGAUUUGUUGGAGAACAUUCAAGUUUUGCUUGCCAGAUGUCAGAUGGACUCUGAUGAUGAGGUUAGAGAUCGCGCCACCUACUACAGUAACAUUUUGAACAAGCAGGACAAGAGUUUGUACAGCAACUACGUUCUGGAUACUCUUCAGGUAUCGAUUCCGUCUCUUGAACGUUACUUAAGGGAUUAUACGCAAGGUUCAACUGAACAACCAUUUGAUAUUAGAUCAGUACCACUUGCAGCCGUUCCAACAACCGAAGAAACCGACAACAACAAGCACAAAUCCGAAGGCAUGCUUAUCAGUACUGGACCAACAAAGCCUGUGCAGUCUUCUCGUCAAGUCAACUACUACGAAAAGAUUACUUCUUUGCCAGGCAUCAUUGAGUUGGGUCCUUUAUUCAAAACUUCCGAAGUUGUUGAACUCACAGAAUCUGAAACUGAAUAUUUCGUGCGUUGCCUGAAACACUGCUUCUCCCGUCACGUCGUUUUGCAGUUCGAUUGUCUCAACACGCUUAGCGAUCAACUAUUGGAGCAGGUGCGCAUCCAAGUUGAUCCAAGUGAGGGUUACAGGGUCGUACAAGAGUUCCCAUGCGCCAAAUUACCGUACAACGAAACCGGUACUGCUUACGUUGUUGUGGAGUUCCCUGAGGAUGAUCUGGUGGGCUCCGUCGGCACUUUUGGUGCUGUUAUGAAGUUUAUUGUUAAGGAUUGUGAUCCUGCCACUGGUCUUCCUGACACUGAUGAAGGGUAUGAUGAUGAGUACAUGCUGGAGGACUUGGAAAUAACUCUGGGAGACCAAAUUCAGAAGGUAAACAAGGCAAAUUGGCAGGUAUCUUGGGAAGAAGCCGAGAAAUCGUACGAAGAACGGGAGGACACCUAUUCCCUUAGUACUUUCAAUAGUCUGGAAGAAGCGGUGAAGAACAUUGUGCAGUAUUUGGGACUACAACCAUGCGAAAGAAGCGACAAAGUACAAGAGGGCAAAACUACACAUACAUUGUUGUUGUCUGGUGUUUACAGAGGGGGUCAUGAAGUGCUGGUUAGAGCGAAACUGGCAUUAUCUGAUGGUGUGACUAUGCAGCUCACCGUUAGGUCACCCGAAGGCGACGUGGCAGAUUUAAUAACGUCUACUGUGGGUUAAUUUUAUAGUUUAUUGUAUAUUAUAUCAUAUUAAUUUUGUGUAUUACUCCAAUUAUUACUAUUAAUAUAUAAGUUUUUAACGUUA